Eleginops maclovinus (Patagonian blennie) is the source of this 8010-nucleotide messenger RNA. It is a transcript of the gene rims4, whose product is annotated as regulating synaptic membrane exocytosis 4. The coding region runs from base 1032 to 1847 and encodes 271 amino acids. The transcript is spliced from 6 exons. The record is from RefSeq and is a predicted model, not a curated record. Gene Ontology annotation, molecular function: small GTPase binding; transmembrane transporter binding. Lineage: Eukaryota; Metazoa; Chordata; Actinopteri; Perciformes; Eleginopidae. Gene Ontology annotation, cellular component: presynaptic membrane; cytoskeleton of presynaptic active zone. Gene Ontology annotation, biological process: regulation of synaptic plasticity; positive regulation of synaptic transmission; regulation of synaptic vesicle exocytosis.
AACAGUGCACACUCUUUCUCUCUCAUCAGCUCUUGCUCUCUUUUUCUGUCCUUUUCCCGUCUCAGGAGCAGACACAGUCAGUGGAGCAUCGACUUCAGGACCGAGACAGGACUGAGGAUUGGCAACAUUUACAUCAAAACAUCACCUGUAAUGCAGUUUAGAUCAAAGCAGGAGCAACAGAUUGCCCCCAUUUGCAUUGGUAGAUGCAGCUGAUGCUCUCUGGGGUUUGGAAAUGGAGCAGAUUCUGCAGCUGACGUCUCCUGGGCUCUGAGAGUCAGUUUUGGAAAUGACAACAACACUGAGCAACAGAAAAGGAAAGCUUUGAAUCAGACUGAAAGCAACAAGCUGGGCGUCAACAUCACCUCCACCGCCAGCGUCUCCUCCCAUCAUCCUUCCAUUCGCUGAAGAGGACCAGGCAUCCGAGCUGUGAAUGCACAAACAGCAGGAGGAUGUGAGAUCGACAUGCACAGAGCAGAGUUUAGAGGAGUUUUUCUGUGGAACAUAACAAGCGAGAUUGGAUUUUGUCAGCGUGAAGAAGCAGGACAGGCAACAAUAAGUCCAUCAGACUAUCACCUGGACUUCUGAGGACAACAAAGGAGGGAGAGGAGUAUGUACGCCAGCAUCUACCAGAGAACAGAAGCAAACCGAGAAUCCUAGAACUGGAGCAGAAAUGACAGAAAGAGAUUUGACUCUGCUACGCAAACCAGAGAUAGAUAACUUAAAGAAGCCAUAAACAAAUUUACCAAUCAUCAAAAGUGGGCGACGAACACAAAGAUAUCUGACUUCAGAAGGAUGUACUUGCAACACUGGAGCUUGCAUUUCGCCUAACGUUCAGAAGACGUUUCUGCACCGAUUUGUUCCGGUGCAAGUUCUGGGGUUCUUGCUCGACUCUUACUUUUCCAGGCUGAGGUGGAUCUGCCGUGGGGGGCAGCUGACAGCCAUCCAAGACGCCGCGAGCCGUACUCCGCGUGAAGAAUGCCCAGCCCCGCUUGGCCAAGCCGGCCGACCCGGGCCCGACGCCGGGGCUCUACAUGGAGAGAUCGCAGAGCCGCAUCAGCCUGUCAGCGUCCUUCGAGGCCCUCGCCAUCUACUUCCCCUGCAUGAACUCCUUCGACGAGGACGAUGGGGUGGAUACAGAGGGCAGGAAGUUGAAGGGAGGCAUCCAGAGGAGCACAGAGACGGGUCUGGCUGUAGAGAUGCCGAGCCGGACAGUCCGACAGGCCAGCCACGAGUCCAUAGAGGACAGCAUGAACAGCUACGGCUCCGAGGGAAACCUGAACUAUAGUGGUAUGUGUUUGGCGUCGGAUGCACAGUUCAGCGACUUCCUGGAUGGGAUGGGACCAGCUCAGUUUGUUGGCCGACAGACGCUGGCGACAACAUCCAUGGGUGACGUGGAGAUCGGUCUGCUGGAGAGGAAUGGAAGUCUGGAGGUGGAGGUCAUCCAGGCCAGAGGACUCACCAUGAAACCAGGUUCAAAGGGACCUCCAGCGGCCUACAUCAAAGUUUACCUCCUGGAGAAGGGGAACUGUGUGGCCAAGAAGAAGACCAAGUCAGUGAGGAAGUCUCUGGAUCCUCUCUACAACCAGGCCCUGGUCUUCUCUGAGAGCCCACAGGGGAAAGUGGUGCAGGUGAUCGUUUGGGGCAACUAUGGACGUAUGGACCGCAAAUGCUUCAUGGGCGUUGCUCGAAUCCUAUUGGAGGAGCUGGAUCUCAGCACGAUGGUGAUUGGCUGGUACAAGCUCUUCCCUACGUCCUCCAUGGUGGACCCAACGAUGGCACCACUGAUACGCCACUCCUCCCAGAUGUCCCUAGAGAGCACCAUUGGGCCCUGUUGUGAGCGAUCCUAAGACUCGAGAAAAAUAUCAAGUUUGGUUGUUGCGACUCCCAAAUCCCAAAACACCCUUUUUAUAGCCUGUAGCCCUGCGCCUGGGUCAGCCAGGUGAUACUGCCGCUGGAGCAGAUAGGUGUAAAGUAUCUUAUUAAGGGCAAUAUGACAGGUACAACCACACAUGGGAUGAACCUAUCCCCUGAUAUGGAACUGACUACUAACUAGUAAGUCAUUUUGGCACUCAUUGGCGGUGUAAUUCUUUUGAUAUGGUAUCAGGGUUUCCUGGGACUCACGGGAAGCACAUCUCUUGUGCUGUUGAAACCGACCGCCUCUCAGACUCACAGGAAAAUGUCUUUGAUGAGAAAACAAAAACCUUCUUAAUGAGAAUACUUCAAAGGAGGGCUCGGUAUUCCGACAUCGAUCACAUCCUAUUGGGACCACAAUGCACUGCAGGCUCAGCUUUGCUUCAGCUACGCGCCUUCACAGCCUACGAUGGAUUCUUAAUCCCAGGACUGCUUGUUGUCUUUUUGCUUCUCUGCUAAGGAGCUGGCUAUAUGUCCAUCCACAAGUCCGGAGACUGCCCUCAGACUGAUGGAGACACCAGCCGCUUAUUUUGCAGGAGAAUCUAGGGGCAUGUAUCAGGACUACAAAGGACUUUAAAAAAGUAUAACAUAUAUAGCUUUAUAGCUAUAGAUAACUUAGUUGUUGUAACCCCAAGAUGUCUUGGUUUCGAACACUCAGUUGAGCUGUUUUUCGUUUAUUGUGUCACACAUUUGGCCCUUCAAUGUUCACUUCAUGCAGUACUAUGUGUUUGUGAAUGGUGGCAUCUUCUGGAAGGAUCUUAGGGAUCCAGAUUACUGCUGUGUUUCUUUCUUUACCAGUUAGUUAGGACUUCAGACAAAUUCAGUUACCUUUAGUGCCAGGUCUAAAUUUGUCCCUGAGUGGAUUUAAAUGGUUUUAAACAACAUUAGCACGUUCUAAGUUGUCAAAUAUCGUGAUGCUUGUACAUUUACAAUCAAUUGCGACAUUAGCUGAUUUUACUGACUAUUUUGUCAUCUCUUAUUGAAGGUGCGUUUUAGAUAAAUCAGCCAGUGCUGUGUUUGGUAGGGAUGAGAACAUGCAGCUUUGUGGGUUUUGAGAAAAGUUGAUUAACAACCCCAUUUUAUUGGUUGUUUCUUGAAUCUGAAUGAUUGCUUGCUUACAGAAAUGUCCAGUUUAUCACAAACAGUUUGAAAUUUGAACUCAUAGAGAUAAUGCAUCUUAAGGAAACCGUAAAAGAAGUAUUUGUUUCCUGUCACCCAGAACCCUUCUUAGUACAUAAAGUUAUGCUAACGUACCUUGCCAUACCUCAAAGCGGAUAAAAUGGCAGAUAUGCAUGCAAAAUAUUGUAUUAGAUGAAGAUGCAAGUGACUCUUACAUCCAAAUGCAAUGUGGUAGAUCCUUAUCUGGAUACAAUCUGGAAACAACUGGCAUGAAACAGACAAAUGGGGUCUGACAUAUUGAAGGUGCUUUGUCCUCAUUUUGUUCUAAUAUGUUCUUUGUUCUUAAUGUUCACAUCCACCUGGUAAUGCAGGACACAUCAAAGGCAGGGGGAGGUAUUGUACCUUUGUGGCUGGAAACUUGUUGUCCAUCCCAAUAUAAAUGUAGUUCUGAAUACUCUUAAACUAAUGUGUAGAAGUAGAUUAUUAAAAUUCCUCCUCCUCUCUUUUUUUUUUUUUUUUUUAGCUUUGGCUAAUAACAGUAUCUACUGUGCCAAUUUCCACCAGCAAGUGUCUUCUCCUUCCUCUUCCUUAAUUACCUUGAAGCAUGUGCUAUUGUGAGGGAGGAACAGAAACAAGUCCUCACAAGAUCUGACAGCAGUGUUCAGGCUGCGCCGAGAAGCAUCCCUUUUAUUCUAAAUUACAGGCCUUAUCCACAAGGCAACAAGUGAUUAGCCAUGCAAUGACUGUGGAUAGAGGAAGAGAGGGGAGGAAAGAGAGAGGAAGGAAGCAUGAAAUGUACUUUGCAUCAUCCAAACAAAAGAUCUGUCUGGACUGACGUCAGGCUUUACAGAUUUCAAAAAAGGACACAAACAUAGGAUGAAUUUAAAGGGAACACAAUGUGCACACUGUAGAGAAACUUAACAAAGUAUGUGUAUUUCAUUUUGGGCACUUUAUGAUUCCUUAUGUCUUUUUUAUGUGUAUAUAUUAUGGUUGUUAGUGUCUUUUGAGGUGAGCCAAAGUUUAUCUAUAAUCACUUUGUUAAUAAUGUUAAAUCUUUGAGGGAGGGAAGGGAUAUCUUGCUUGUUACCGUAAGAUUGUAGCAUUAGCUGGUAGCAUCCGCAUGACUGAUUAAAACUAAUAAAUAAUUAGCAGACUACUUGAUAAGAUUAAGCAUGAGCUACACACUACUCAGAAAGAGGUGAAACAAAAUACAGUAUGUUAGGUUGAGACCCAACAUGAAUCAAGGAAAACAUUCAUAUGUAGCAACUUAUUUGAGAUUAAAAGUUCACUAAAUUUCAUUUUGGGCUUUUUACUGAUGCUGUAUAUGUAAUCAUAGGAAAAAAAGUUGUUCUUUUUUAAACUGUGACGCAGAAAUUCUGAACAAAAUGUUAUUUCUCUAAUGCUUAUCAACACAAAUUUGAAUUAAAACACACAAUUUGGAGUAAUUUUACCUUUUUUGUGCAGAAGUGGCCUCAUUUUCCAGUAGCAGUGUUGCAGGGAUAUUAAUACUGUAUUCAUUUCCAACCAAAUCAGCUACAUUCUGUAAAGCAAUAAUCAAAAGCAUCCAGUCAUUGCUGUAUUUUCUGUUGCACAGUGCUCGGUUCAGUCGAACUCAUCAAGUAAAAUGUUUUACAACACUGUGUAGGUUAUCCUGUUUCAUACUAUGUUUUGUAUGUAUCAGGACUUUUGUGAUUCCAAAAACUGUUACCGCUAAAGUCGUUAUUUCCUGCUGUUCAAACUUUAAGGACACAGUAUUUCUAUGAUUUUAAAACCUUGAAAAUAGCUUGAAGAAACUGAACGCAGAUAGAAAACAUCACUUGUUAGUGUGUCAUUUAAACCCGUUCAAGAUGUUCAUUACUUAUUCCAGGAGUUUCAUAUGGUCUCUAAAUAAUCUCUUUGAAAUUGAGAAAGAACUGAAUUAUAAUAACCUAUGUAACAUUUCAAUUUAUGGUUUGAAAAAUGCGGGAUCAUUUUUCACGGUCUAAGUUAAUGACAUUAAGUAGCAUGGACUGCCUGGUAGUCUGAUCAAGAUGGGACUGUAUUUAAAAUGAGAUGAUAUAAAACAAAAGGGUGUAUACAUCAAUACAUAUAUACAUACAUAAUAUUAUAUAAAUAUGUUUAAGAUUAACUCCUCUUUAUGUGACCCAAGGAAUGUGUUUUAUGUGCCAAAAUGUGAACAUGUAUUGAGGGCUGAAUUCCGAAUUGAGGACCAAUGAUAGAAGAAAGUUUACACUUACAUUUUACACAAGCAGAGUACAUUCUGUUCGAAAGAAAUGACUCUUCAAAUAACAUAAUAUAUUGCAUGAUAAUGAUUUAGAUUUAGCAUACAUAGAUCACAAAGAGUUAGAUAUGUAAACUUUGACUGAUAACAUCAUAGAAAAUCCCCAUCAAUCUACAUCCAACCUGCAGCUGCUGCAACCAAGUGAACACAUACUUUCUGAAGCAUUCUAUUAAAAGGCUGAUUGUUCAUUUUAACCAUAAAAAAGUGACUGUGAUACAGCAUGCACACAGUGAAUGAUGGGUUUUCUUUGAUGGUUACAGCUGACCUUGAAAGAAAAGGUUCUUCCCUGAUUGUUGGGGAUAGAGAAUCAAUAUGCCCACAUUGUCAGCAGAAUUAAGAGUAACUCAUGUGUGUUUAAAAUAUUCAAUGUGUAAUUCUGCUCUUCUGUUCACCUGUCUCUAUCUGUGUGUGACAUUUUGUAUCUUUCAAGGCAAACGAAUGAGCUAAUAGUUGAUAUAUAAUUGACAUAUUCAUCACCAAAAAUGUAAGUCUUUGCAUUCACCCAUGUUUUAAAUGUGUCUGCCACAGGUUAAUUAUGUACUACUAUCAAUUGUAAUGUAAGUAGAGGCCUUAAACACACCAAUAUACAUUUUACUUUUUUUUUCUUCAGGGCUAAGGACUACGAAAUGUCACUAAAAGUAAACUAAGCAACGCAAAAACAGUCACCAUUUCAACACAUUACUUAAAGUUAUUUAAGUUCCCUCAACUGCAUGGAAAUAUAUUUAUGUAUGGUUCAAAUGCAUUUUUGACACUAAUAUUUUUAGUCAGUAUUUGUGUAUAAUUCCCACUCCUUGGUGUGGGCUUAAUAGAAUAAAGUAAGCAAAAAAGAAAUAGAUACUCAAAGAUUCUGACCUUUCCUAACAAGAAUUAUUUUCUAAAAUGAACACUGUCGCACAUACUGUACUGUCGUACUUGCUGGUUUCAAUCAAGUGGAGUAAAAUAAAAAAAAUAUCAUAAAAAUGUAAGACAAUUUGCAAUCUAGCCAUUUUCACCAUCUGGUUUCCAAAUGGGGGCUUUUCCAUCCCACCUUUUUUUGCUGAUUUUCUGCGAAACCAGACAGCGCCAAUUGUCCAAAAUGUUAAGGGAAAUACAGUUGUGUCACAUAUGUCAAACAGCAUAUAUGUUGAGCAAAUGGAUUUAUGAAGUAAAAAAUGUUCUUCAUCUUAGAACUUUGAGUUACAGGAUGUUUGCUUUGCAGCGCUUUUGGUUUAAAAUCAUUUAUCUAUAUUUAGUUCACUUUUAUCGAGACAAAAAAACACAAAAGAAACUUGGGAUGUGUAAAAGAAGCAGUAAAACUGAGAUUGCCGUCUAAUUUCAACAAUAUUUUAAGAUGGCAUCCCAAUUUUUCCAAUGAGAGUUGCUGUAUCACUGAAAAUGACGGUUGAGAUUUUCUCUGGCUUCCACCAAUUGGCUCGCGUAUAAUUAACUGAUAGGCUUUGUUAGAUCCUUCCAAAUUUUUCCCAAAGGCUCUUUUUAUUCUGAAGAUUUUUGCAGAAGAUCAACCUAAAAAUCAAUUAGAAGUCCUCAAGUUUCUUAAAAAAACCAUGUUGCGUGAGUUAAUUUCUCUAUGUCUUUUCCCUUUAAGUACAACGGUUGUACUUACAAGAAAGAAAGAGCACUCUUUGUGUCCUUUUCUUUUAGAGUGGCAGUGUGUACAUUUCUAGACAUACAUAUCAUAUCAUGUUCUCUCCGGGGGGAAGAAGCAGGUUAGGAAAUGGUGAUUGCUGGAUCCCAAGAGCAAUACACCUUCUCCAGUCUGCUCCCAUGCUUUACCCCUCAGAGGCUGUCCUCAACCCAACCCACCAUCUGGUAGUUGCCUUCAUUCAAAGUGUCCCACAUUUCCUCCAGUGAAUACAUUUUCAGGUUGAGCGACCCCGGUGUGAGUUGAAGUGACAUGGGGUUUUGUAACUUGUGUUUCCCAACACCUGUCCAGGUUAAAUUACCUCUCACAUAUGCGUUGCUGGUCAUUAUGGCAUCGUCUCAUUUUGGUCUUUAUCACAAAAUCUUUCAAAAACAAAUCUUCCUUUUCUGUCUUGAUGAUCAUUUUAUCUACAGCAUUCACAGCCUUAACUUCUAUAAGCCAUCUGAAAGGCUCCUAAAAUACUAAAAGGGUAAUGUUUGGUUCUGGGAUACCAGAUAGGAAGGCUUUACAGGCCUUCUCAUGCUGUCAGCAUGUGAUAUGGGCAACUUUUGGAAGCAAUGCUGAUGGAAAACCUGUUUUUCCAGGGAAGCUUUUUCAAGAAUCUAUUGUAUAUUAUUUCCAAAAAAUACAAACCUUCCUGUUGUUAAACACAAUUAUCAAUUAUUCAGUUUCUUUAUUGGAGAGACUUCAUUACAAAGCCAUUAAAGGAUUGCAAAAUGCCAUUUAUUGUACAAGUUUACCGUAAUAUUUUUAAUUGUUAAGUACCAUUGAUCCCAUAACUUCACCAAAUGCUAGCAUAAGCUUAUCUUGGCAAAGCGUUAAGCAAAUCUGUGUUGCUUUGCUUUCGUUGCUCAUGUUUUACUGCCUUGAGGACCUGAAUGUUAUUGAAAGAGACAAAGUGGGUGUAAUUUAUUUCAUUUCACCGCACUGUCAUAUUAAACACACACAUACAACGUAUAUUUGCAGAUUCUUUGGCAAACUGUUAUAUUGUUGAGUAAAUGCACAAUUCGGUGUAUUGUUAUUCUAUUCCAACUGUCAAUAAAAUAGUCUAACUCCA